UUCCCCCUCUAUAAAUUUCCCUCUUCUUUACUUUCUUCUUUGCCUCUCCCGUUUCCAUCGUCCUGUUGUGUUGUGUUCAUCCAAAAAAUAUAUAUUCAAUUCUUUUUAUCAUCAUUCCACCCUUGUUCGUUAUUCUUUGUGAGAUUUUGGGAGGAAAAGACGACAUCAAUAUAUAAUGUCCAUCAUUUCCCUAAUAACUGGAUGGCCCGGACCCAGCGGCUUCGGCUCAGCCUCCACCGCGGAGGACGUCACCCAAGGGAUCGAUGCCGGCUGCCUUACUGCCAUUGUCACCGGAGGAGCAAGCGGAAUUGGGUUAGAAACAGUAAGAGUAUUAGCGAUGCGAAAAGUGCACGUGAUCAUAGGUGCAAGAAAUUUGGAGGCAGCAAAUAAAGCAAAACAACAAUUACUUGAAGAAAAUCCAAAUGCUAAAUUGGAAGUUCUUAAACUCGAUCUUUCAUCCAUCAAGUCCACUACAGAAUUUGCUCAUAAUUUCCUUCAUCUUAAUCUCCCUCUCAACAUUUUAAUAAACAAUGCUGGUGUUAUGUUUUGCCCUUUCCAACUUUCUGAAGAUGGAAUAGAGAUGCAGUUUGCUACCAACCAUCUUGGUCAUUUUCUGUUAACAAAUCUUCUAAUUGAGAAAAUGAAGAACACUGCAAAAAGCACAGGAAUUGAGGGUAGAAUUGUCAAUUUGUCAUCUAUAGCUCAUGCCCAUACUUAUGGUGGUGGAAUUCGCUUCAAUAAAAUCAAUGAGAAGAAUGGGUAUUCUGAUAAAAGAGCAUAUGGGCAAUCAAAAUUAGCCAACAUUUUACAUGUCAAAGAGCUCAAUCGUCGAUUCCAAGAAGAAGGUGUGAACAUAACGGCAAACGCAGUGCAUCCAGGGUUAAUAAUGACGCCUCUUAUGAGGCAUUCUUUGUUUCUUAUGAGGCUCUUGCAGGCUUUCACCUUCUUUAUCUGGAAGAAUGUCCCUCAGGGGGCAUCCACGACGUGCUAUGUGGCGCUUCACCCGAAUUUGAAGGGAGUGAGUGGGAGGUAUUUUUUGGACAACAAUGAGAAGCGACCGAGCUCAUAUGCUAGAGAUGAAAAACUUGCAAGGAAACUUUGGGACUUCAGCAAGGACUUGAUAAGUUCAAAGUCUAAAGUAUGAAACAGAAGUGGCAUUUAGACCUACACUACUACUACUACUACUACUACUGAAGCCUCAAGUCACAUGCUUGCUUAAUUAAGUUUAUAAAGAAUUAAGAGAAAUUCAAUAAUGUGGUUCUUUAGGAGGGGAAAUAUUAUAAAUAGUAUUCUUUUUUCCAAAAAUGAAAAGGAUGGAAGUGGUGUUAUGGAGGUUUGGAAGCUCCUAGUGUUUGUGUAAUAGUGUUUGUGUGAGAAUUCCAUUCGUAUUGUUUUGCUAAUUAUGAUAUUCGAUCUAUUACCCAAGUAUAUAUGAUUUCUAUUUCCAACCUUUCACGGUUUGUGAAUGGUAUUUCUUUAGAAAUAGAGUGUGUAUUUGAUUUUUAGUAGAUUUGAAAUAGAAGGUUUGAAAUGAGGUGUCAAA
Cucumis sativus (cucumber) is the source of this 1543-nucleotide messenger RNA. Its product is annotated as short-chain dehydrogenase TIC 32 B, chloroplastic. The coding region runs from base 176 to 1144 and encodes 322 amino acids. The record is from RefSeq and is a predicted model, not a curated record. The transcript is spliced from 8 exons. NCBI's taxonomy places the organism in Eukaryota, Viridiplantae, Streptophyta, Magnoliopsida, Cucurbitales, Cucurbitaceae.